Messenger RNA from Megalobrama amblycephala (Wuchang bream), 4189 nucleotides. Its product is annotated as transmembrane protein 132C. The record is from RefSeq and is a predicted model, not a curated record. NCBI's taxonomy places the organism in Eukaryota, Metazoa, Chordata, Actinopteri, Cypriniformes, Xenocyprididae. Bases 879 to 4097 code for a protein of 1072 amino acids. The transcript is spliced from 9 exons.
UGACUCACUGUGCUUGUCGCUGCGGAACCCAAAGAGCAGACGAGAGCACGAGGAGUAUUCACUGUGGACUUCAUGGAUGAGAGAAAGGAGCAUUUUCACAGAACAAGUGAUUUUUAUAAUUUCUUUCCUCACAUUGUUGAAGUUUUUGACUUGUUUUUCGGCAUCAAAACUGUGACGGGCGAUACAUGCACCGACAGCUGGACUAGUUUCAUUUCUUAUAAAGUGUAGCCUAUUAGUAACUGUGGAAGUCCGGAGUAGGCUACAUAUUGCCGUCUUCUUCGUCUCCGUCUUAUUUAGGCGAUAUAAACCCUUAUAAUUGUUUCUUAAUUACCAAUAUUCUCUUUUAAAAGUCACUUAAUUGUUUACGCGAGGACACCUCGCGCCUCCUGGAAUUACAGUGGAUGUUUUCACAUUAUUAUGAAGCGUUGUCGAGCCUCACAGACGAUGUUCAACUUUCCUGUGAGAUUCUCCACACAGCCGUGUGUCCUCCUGACGCUUAUUUAGACGGAUCAUUCAUCCACCAGACUGCUUUUAACAACAGACACUUGUGGCACUGCACUACAAAUUUGGGACUUUUCAAGGGAUGGCACAUCUAUACUUUUAAUGUUUAAGGUGCUUCCCAGACACUUCAGAACACAUUUAAGACCCACGAAACAGAUCAUGGCUGUUAAGAUGACAACAUUUUGUAACUGCACCGCAGGAGAGACUCGUGUUGAGAUGCUUGGAGGGGGAAACAUCUAACCGAUACGCUGUUUCGUGCUUAUAAAGAGAUGAAGGCUCUGUGUAUCGUCCUGUAGACAUUAAGGAAGAUUUGUCGGUGGGAAAACACUGACCCGUUCCCUUCUCCUUCCCCGAAACCAACUUCAGAGGAACUGAAGAUGCUGCGUCUCAGCCUAGCUGGGCUCAUGUUGUUCAUUCUUUGCAGAGUUAUCGACAGUCGGAUGCUGAUGGAAGGACUGCAGAGAUUUGGUUCCAUCCCAACGUAUCUUCCAGUCCGAUAUCAGGUGCUAAACGCAGAGUCUGCCUUCUUCCUGAAAGAGGCCAACCAGGACAUCAUGAGAAACUCCAGCCUGCAGGUUCGUACAGAACUUUUCUUUAUCCAACAAGCCAGAAAGACGCCGUCGGUCAACGCCAGUUACGGACCGCUGUAUGUGGAACAGCCCGUGCCCAUGGAGCUUCUGGGCCCGGGACUCUUCAACAACCCUUCAUCCACGUCCCCAUCAUCCACUUCUUCUCCACUCUUUAGUUUUAACUGGAAAGUGCAGACUUUCAUUAUCAGUGAGCGAAUCCACCCCAGUUGGCCAAAGGUUCAGGUUCUCUUCUACUUAGUAGGCCGGGACUGGGACGACUACAGUGCCGUGGACAAGUUGCCAUGUGUAAGGAUGUUUGCCUUCCAUGAAACCCAAGAGGUACGAGGCACCUGUCGUCUGAAAGGGGAACUCGGACUGUGCGUGGCUGAACUGGAGCCGCUGCCUAGCUGGUUCAGUCCCCCUAGUGUCAUACCAGGUCGACAGAGAUCUCCCGAGCUGGUUGAAGGCACUCCCGUGGAGCUGUAUUACAUGCUACAAUCCACUGACACUGGGGAAUGCAGCUCGGAGGACUCCCGCAAGACCAACUCCAUCCGCACUGGCCAACUGGGUCCGGCUGGUUACUUCUCAGGGCCCACACCCAUGCGCAGGAUCGGCAGUGUACGGCUGUUCCAGCCACUCUCUGAGCUGCGUUUGGACAGUAACUUUGUGGUGAUGGUUCCCUCCAGACCCAUCAGGCAGAGGGAGACGGUUUCAGCCUUCCUCGCUGUCUCCACCCUUUCAUCAGUAGAGAUCUUCACUUUAAGGGUCAAGUUGAAGGAUGGUGUGGCGUUUCUGGGGGCGAGGGCCAGCAACCCGGUUCAGUGGACAGUUAGUCAAGACGUCAGGAGUGAGGGACACAGAGUGGUCACUCUGCACUGCCGUAGAAAGGAAGCCAACUUUGGAAAAAGGGUGGAGGCUGGUUUCCAGAAGGUUUUACAGGUGGAUCUGGAGGUCAACGGGUUGUUGGAUCCUCUAGGAAGUCGCUCAGUGACAUGGCAGAUUGAGUACCCCAUCUCCCGGACCCUCUCAGAUGAGAUCCAGACCCUCAUCCGUCUGGCACCACAUGACCUUGGUGGCAUCGUGCCAUUGGCUAUGGAGACAGAGAUCCUUAACACCGCAGUGCUCACCGGGAAGACUGUUGCCAUGCCAGUGAAAGUGGUCACCGUUGGAACCGAAGGUACUGUGACCGAUGUGACCGAGUCGGUGGAAUGUCGCUCGACAGAUGAGGACGUGGUUAAGGUGUCAGAAAGGUGCGAUUAUGUGUACGUCAACGGAAAGGAGACGCGUGGGAGAGUGCGGAUGAUGGUGAACUUUACCUACAGUUACCUAAGUGCUCAGCUGGAGGUGAGCGUGUGGAUGCCUCGACUCCCCCUGCAGAUCGAGAUGUCUGAUCCAGAGCUCAGCCAGAUCAGGGGCUGGAAAGUUCCUGCAGAUGCUGCCAGCCAGAGGUUUGGAGAGGAUGACGGGGAUGAAGGAGCCAAGAAGGACCGGAGCUGUGGUCCACAGUAUCAGAGCACCACCGUCCGUGUCCUCACACACUUUGAGGCCGAGCCAGAGGAGUGGCAGGGUCAGCCAGACUUCCUCUUGGGCAGUGAUUGGCAGGUGGACGUGACAGAGCUGGUGAGGGACUCGUUAAGGGUGGGGGAUGAACGCGUGGCCAAGCUGUCAGAGGAACAGGUUCUGAUCGGUCUGAACACUGGCUCCACCAAAGUUCAGGUGUUGUCCCCAUUGUCAGACUCAGUUCUGGCUGAGAGGAUGAUCCGGGUUCUGGAUGAUAAAGUCAGUAUAACAGAGCUGGGUGUGCAGCUGGUCUCUGGCCUUUCCUUGAACCUUCAACUCAGCCCAGGAAGCAACAGGGCCAUCGUCGCCACGGCUACCACACAGGAGACCAUGCACAAUGCUAAUCAGGAGUCCCUUGUCAGUGCAUGGCUUCAGUUCAGUGAUGGCUCCAUGACCCCUCUUGACCUCUAUAACCCUGCACAUUUCGUCCUAACGGCCACCUCGCUGGACGACAAGGUGGUAUUGGUGAGAAAAAGCACCACCUGGAGGUGGCCAGUGGUGGUGGCUAAGGGUGAAGGGCAAGGCAUGUUAGUCCGCCUGGAGAUGUAUGGACCCGAAUCGUGCCUAAAAACCAAGCGUCGCACACUUCUGGCAGCAGGCAACGCGAACGUCCAUGUGAAGUUCGGCCGUGGCGAUGAAACGGGAAACAGUGCGAGCGACAGGAGAUACAGGCCCAAUGCCCCAUACUACGGAGGUUCAAUCUCAGACAUGGAGGCUGGAAUCAUGAACAGAGGUGCUACCACCAUCAAAACCUCCAUUCCAGGGAAAGCAAGCGGUGACAGGCUCUCAGUUGGUGAUAUUCCGGUUGAUUUCUCUGAAUUCCCAGCUCAAGGAGACCUUCCACCUGGACAUAACACAGAGGAUGACUUAAUGCAGACUCGCCGUGGGCUCACAGAUCUGGAAAUAGGCAUGUACGCCCUGUUAGGUGUCUUCUGCUUGGCCAUCCUGGUAUUCCUAAUCAAUUGCGUCUCCUAUGCCCUUAAGUAUCGUAACAAGCAGCUCCCAUUGGAGGGCCAGGAGACCAUGGCUCACGCCCACGACUGGGUUUGGUUGGGUCAUGACGCGGAGCUAUUGGAAAGCCAAGCGGGUUUGUGUCUUGACCAAGAGGAGCUAGGUGGGACCAUGGACUCCGGGCUGGGCCUGGAAGAGGGUAGCCAGCUCCUCAAUGGCCUUUCCUCUCAGAAGAGUGUGCAAGGCCAGGUCCACAGGUCGGCCUCUGACUCGGGGUGCACUGGGAGAGAUCACAAGAGCGAGUCCAUAAACUCACCCACUACCAAACGGAAACGAGUCAAAUUCACCACUUUCAGCCAUAGCAAGCCCAGCAAUGGCUGCCCGUCCAUAAGCCCUCUUCUCAUUGGUCAGAACGACAUCAAAUGGGUUUGCCCAGACAUCGAGCUCGGGGACUCCAAAGAGCUCCGAAAUUACAUGGAAAGGUUAAAUGAAAAUGCUACUAAGAACAUCGCAUAGUGGGUUUGAAUUUAUUUAUGUAUUUUUCAGACAAAAGCGUAGCUCACCCAUAUGCCUUCUGGAUAAGGUGGUGGUUGGUGGUGGUCGGGUGG